Messenger RNA from Numida meleagris (helmeted guineafowl), 3000 nucleotides. It is a transcript of the gene IL21R, whose product is annotated as interleukin 21 receptor. Gene Ontology annotation, molecular function: protein binding; cytokine receptor activity. The record is from RefSeq and is a predicted model, not a curated record. Gene Ontology annotation, biological process: cytokine-mediated signaling pathway; immunoglobulin mediated immune response. Lineage: Eukaryota; Metazoa; Chordata; Aves; Galliformes; Numididae. The coding region runs from base 717 to 2504 and encodes 595 amino acids. Gene Ontology annotation, cellular component: external side of plasma membrane. The transcript has 9 exons.
AAUUAUAAUGCCUGGUCUGUAUCUUUGAGGAUGCAUAGAAUAUUGCUCCAAUUCCUGGACCUGCAUGGAGCCAGCCAAGGCAGGGGGGAGCCAGGAGCCAGGCCACCUGCCUGCCUGCACUCUGAUGGUUGCUGCUGCCUCCUGGUCCCAGAGGCCAUUUUGGAGACAGGUGGUAGCAGAGUGAAGCGGCACUGAGCUGUCGGAUGUGGUCCACACUGUACUAUUUAGUUAGGCUUAACCACCUAAUGACUUGACACCAAUGCCUCCCUACUGCGAGCCACUCAUUCUACCAACCCCUCUAAGCAACUUAGAUGACAUUUUAGAUCUAAGCCCUGUGAGUUUGCUUUAUCUUCUCUCCCACCUUUUUCUCACAUCAAAAGUAAGAUAAUAGAGCAAUACAGUAAUAAAUGGUGUGUGGGAGUCCAGACUUGAAUUCAUUGCCUCCUCUAUGCUCACCACAUCCUUCUGUCAGUAAUACUGAUACAGUGAUGACGUCAACCACCGCCUAUCACUGUGUAUUCCAAUACAGCACAGCUCCUGGUGCACACACCAGGCGCUACUCUCAGUGCUGAUGAGAGCCACCUGCUCUCCAGCUCCCACAUGCAGUAUCUGCGGUCCCAGUAACCAUUUAGCCAGGCCAGCCCGGCCAGGGGAGUUUUGGAGGGCUGACAUGGACAGCUGAAAGGACGGGGCAAGAACAUCCAGUCAGAACCAAAAUGAGGAACAAACAAUGGCUCCAGAGUAUUUCCUUCUUCCUUUUAUUCCAGUACACCAUGUGCCAUGAAAACCUCACUUGUUUUGUGGACUAUGUGCAGACCCUGUCCUGCCUCCUGAGAAAUGACCUGGGUGCCAGUUCGUACAAUCUCACUGCGACAUGGAUUGAUGAGGAUAAUCCAGAAAACACUGUGGCAGCCUGCAGUCUCCUGGAAUCGUCCAGGAACACCAACCACACGGAAUACAUGUGCACUGUGGACAUGACCGAACUGCUGGCAGACAUCAGAGUCCAGGUGGAUGUCACAGAGAUAACUGACAGGCAGCACGUGAUUUCCAGAGACUUUUAUAUGAGAGAAAACAUCAGACCACAGCCUCCGUUCAAUCUGACUGCUGUGUUCACAGAAGGUUACAAUAUUUCUUGGGAAACUAUCUACCAGAACCCUCUUUUCUAUCUUUUGAAUGAGGAGCUGGAAUAUCAGCUGCGUUAUAAGAGGAGGACUGACACCUGGGAGACUCAGAAGAUUAAAUCUGUCCAUGAAGACAAGCGGACACUAGUGAUCCUGCCAUGGGAACUCCAGGGGAACACCGAGUAUGAAUUCCAAGUGAGAGCCAGGCCCCGAGAAGACAGUGGCUACUAUGGCUUUUGGAGUGAAUGGAGUUCUCGGCUGACACUGAAAACCAGCCCUGCUGGUACUUAUGCUGUGACACAGACAGCAGGCAUGGGAUGGAUGCUGUUCUUUGUUGUUGCUAUGGUGAUCACUGCCUCAAUCACAGCCUUUCUGGCCAAGCAGCAGAGCUUGUGGAAGAAGAUUGCUUGCAUCCCAGACCCGUCUGCCUUUUUCAAACCACUUUACCUGAUGUAUAAUGGAGAUUUCAAGAAGUGGGUUGGUACAUCCCAUAUGAAAAUGACCAUUGAUUUAUUUGAAUGGGAAAUAGUCCCUUCAGAAGUUCUCGAAGUUUACAGCAUGCGUCCUUCCAACUGCACCUCACAGGAGGAGACAAGGGAGUUGGAAAAUGGUUUGCCUUGCAAGCCUUGUGUGUCCUGCCUGACUGCACCAGGCCAAGACAGCCUGUGCCUCCUGUCAAGUGUGAACAACAGCAGUGCAACUCAGGACCGCUCCUAUGGACAUUUGUCCAUUGACACGGUGACAGUGGCUGGUGAAUUUACACCUUGUAACUGCCAAUGCGACUGUAACCGUAUGUACAGGGAACAAAAGCACAGUGGCAAUGAAGAUAGUGCUGAAGAAAACGGUUACCCCAAGGUUAACAUUGAUGAUGAAGACAGAAGACCAUCCAGUGCCUUGCAUCUGUCUGACCUGAGCUCACAGGACAAAAUUCUGGCCUCAGGCUCUAUGUCCACAGAUCACCUGAGGACUACAGGUGCCCCAGGCCACCGGAAAGUUGAAGGGGCUUUGGAAGGAGGGAUGGGGAGCAUCCUAGAAGCCCUUUGCUUGCAUUCUGAUCAGUGGGAUUUGGAAAAUCCAGCUUCUCUACCUUCUCCCGAUGGUGAAAGUGUGUCCUACAGUGAAGGAUCCUGUGACUUUUUCUCUCGCAGUGCAAGGCCUGGUGACAGUUACCCCAUGAUCUGCCUAGACUUGGACACUAUUGACAGUGGCUUUGUGGACUCAGACUGUGGGAGUCCCGUUGACUGUGAAUUUGAGCAAAACAGUCAGACCAGCUGUGGGUCUGUUCCUCUUGAGCAGGAGGGAGAGGACUUUCCGCGGAGCUAUGUCAAGCAGUGGGUCUCCUGCCACACCGACAGCCCUGCCAGCGGGACUCAGACAAACUGAGGACUUGAUUUUGUUCUGCAGAGCAUAAGGCCUUCUGCAUACUGUGCCAGAAGCAAAGCGUCAGCCAAAUUCAGAAGAAAAAGCAAAGUUUACUUUGUGUAAACUGUACUGCAUACAACAGAGAACUGUUAGGUCCAUAAAAAUAUAUGUCUAUUUCUACUGCCACUUAUUCUGUUUAUGUUGCAUCAAACUUGACACGAUUGUUUGUUUUUUUUUUUAAUUUUUUUUUUCAGCAUUCUUGGUCAAACCCUUACAUAAUGACCUACAAACUUCAAUUUUUUUACAGCAAGAAAAAGCAACUGUACCUUUAAAAUUGCUCCUUAGCUUACAUAGAUGUGCAAAUUUUUUUUGAAAGUAAGCUUAUAAAUAGUACAGAACUUUAAAAGGAUUUUCCCUGGCAUUCUCUCAUGACUCAAGUUGGAUGUACAUGGAAUCUUAGAAGCAUAUCUAAUGGCAAGCAUGUUUGUUACAUUAAAGUUCCCUUACCCUAUCCCAA